ACCAGUAAUUCAACAAAUGCUGAAUCCUCUUUGAGUCAAUGGGGAACUGGGAAUGAUGAAAUGCGUGAGAUGCAGAUUUCAUGUUUCCUUAAACAACGGAAUAGACGGUCCCAGGUGAUUACAUCAGACAUCCAGAUGAAGUUUAAUAAAGUUACAGCUGUGGCAAAAGGAUUCCUUACUCGUAGACUGAUGAAAACAGAGAAAUUGAAACAACUUCAACAAACUGUGAAAGAUACCUUGGAAUUUAUCAAUAAUUUUCAGAUAGAAACCCCUCUCAAAAGAGGUGCUGUGUCAUCGCAAGAUCUUUCAUUGCACGAAAGAGUUGUUACACAGUUACGAGCUGCCCUUUAUGAGAUUCACGACAUCUUCUUUGUAUUCAAUCCUGAAGAUAGAAUGCAAAUUCUGAGCCAUGAUCGGGAAAUUCACAAAGAAAAACAGCUGAGACAAAUGGUAACUUAUACUAACUAGGGGUCAGUGAACAAAGUAU
Chiloscyllium plagiosum (whitespotted bambooshark) is the source of this 487-nucleotide messenger RNA. The record is from RefSeq and is a predicted model, not a curated record. NCBI's taxonomy places the organism in Eukaryota, Metazoa, Chordata, Chondrichthyes, Orectolobiformes, Hemiscylliidae.